Boleophthalmus pectinirostris (great blue-spotted mudskipper) is the source of this 3018-nucleotide messenger RNA. RefSeq names its product follistatin-like 4 (gene fstl4). NCBI's taxonomy places the organism in Eukaryota, Metazoa, Chordata, Actinopteri, Gobiiformes, Gobiidae. The record is from RefSeq and is a predicted model, not a curated record. Bases 1 to 3018 code for a protein of 1005 amino acids. Gene Ontology annotation, molecular function: calcium ion binding; protein binding. The transcript has 15 exons. Gene Ontology annotation, biological process: cell differentiation; regulation of BMP signaling pathway; multicellular organism development.
AUGUACACCUACGUCUCCUCUUACCAAAGGGCGUUCAAUGGCACACUGCCUCGUAACUCUGCCUAUGCCCUUACCACUAAUACAACUGAAUGGUACACCAAGAAAACCGACAAAAAACAAGAAGAAAAAGAGCAGCACGACGUACGGAAGGAGGGAGUGUUCACGCGGCGUAUGGGACGCGGGGGGACUGUUCGCACGCUGUACGGAAGGAACACUGUCUGCGUGGCGUACUUGGAAGGAAGGACUGUCUGCGCGGCGUACUUGGAAGGAACACUGUCUGCGCGGCGUACUUGGAAGGAACACUGUCUGCGCGGCGUACUUGGAAGGAACACUGUCUGCGCGGCGUACUUGGAAGGAACACUGUCUGCGCGGCGUACUUGGAAGGAACUGACUUGUGUCUGCGCGGCGUACUUGUGUCUGCGCGGCGUAAUGUCUGGACUGUCUGCGCGGCGUACUUGGAAGGAACACUGUCUGCGCGGCGUACUUGGAAGGAAGGACUGUCUGCGCGGCGUACUUGGAAGGAAGGACUGUCUGGAAAAAGGACUGUCUGCGUACUUGGAAGGAACACUUGUCUUGCGCGGCGUACUUGGAAAGGAAGGAACUGUCUGCGCGAAAUCCCUGUCCACCCCCGCACCUGUCGACGCGGCGCCUGACGAGGACCCCUGUCGCCGGACGUCUUGCGGCAGGGGGCGGGAGUGCGUGGUGCUGCCGGAGACCGGGCGUGGUGAGUGCGUGUGUCAGGAGCGCUGCCGGCCGUCCUUCGUCCCCGUGUGUGGAUCAGACGGGAGCUUUUAUGAGAACCACUGUGAGGUUUACCGCACGGCCUGUCUGCAGAGGAGGAGGAUCUACGCCGUGCACAGCAAAGACUGCUUCUUCACAGGAAACGCCUGCACCAUGUCUGAGUACAACCGUCUGAAGAGCCUGCUCCUGGACCUGCAGCCCCCCGCGCAGAGCUCACAGCAGGGGGCGCCCGUGAGCUCCAAGGAGAGCCAGAGGGACAUGGACCAGAAGAGGGCUCUGGUGGACGCCAUGUUCAAAUAUCUAGACGCGAACCAAGACGGGCGCCUGGUUAGCGGCGAGCUGGAGAAGAUCCGUGUGAAGGAGCACCUGGACGAGAGCCUUCUGGAGUGCACCAUGCAGGACCUGCUCCGCUACGACGACUACAACAACGACGGCCACCUCAGUCUGCACGAGUUCUACAUCGCCUUCCAGGUGGUCCAGCUGACGUUGCCGGAGGAUCAGCGAGUGAGCGUCUCCACGGUGACGGUGGGGCUGAGCGCGGUGCUGACUUGUGCCAUCCAGGGCACGCUGAGGCCCCCUAUCAUCUGGAGGAGGAACGGCAUCGUGCUCAACUUCCUGGACCUGGAGGACAUCAACGACUUUGGAGAUGACGGCUCUCUGUACAUCACCAAAGUCACCACCAUCCACAUGGGCAACUACAGCUGCCACGCCUACGGCUACGAGCAGCUGGCACAGACGCACGUGCUCCAGGUCAACGUCCCUCCGGUGAUCCUGGUGUAUCCGGAGACCCAGGCCCAGGAGCCGGGGGUGGGGGCCAGCCUGCACUGCUACGCCGAGGGCAUCCCGGAGCCCAAACUCACCUGGCUCAAGAACGGACUGGACCUGCAGCCGCGCUCCUCCAAACAGCUCUCCCUCAUCGCCAAUGGGAGCGAGCUGCUGAUCGGGAGCGUGCGUUACGAGGACACCGGAGCGUACACCUGCAUCGCCAAGAACGAAGUGGGCGUCGACGAAGACAUCUCGUCCCUGUUUGUGGAGGACUCAGCCAAGAAGACCCUUGCAAACAUCUUAUGGAGAGAAGAAGGCCUGAGCGUUGGAAACAUGUUUUACAUUUUCUCCGAAGAGGGAAUCACGGUGUUGCAGCCGAGCGAGUGUGAGAUCCGCCGACAGAUGAAGAGGACGGACCGGAUCGUGGCCACUUACGAGGAGAUCUGUCCCCAGGGUUCCUCCUCUCAGCCGGAGCCGUGUGUGUGGGCGUCUGUGGUGAACGUCCGCGAUAAGUACAUCUAUGUGUCGCAGCCCACUCUGAGCCGGCUGCUGCUCCUGGACCUGCAGGCACAGAAGGUGGUGCAGGUGGUGGCCACGGACCCGUUCCCGGUGAAGCUGCAGUACGAUAAGUCACAUGACCAGGUGUGGGUGCUGACUUGGGGCAGCGCGGACAGGACACGCCCCUCUCUGCAGGUGAUUCCUCAGGCCAGUGUGGGGGAGGUGCACCACGCCGUCCGCACCACCUUCCAACGAGUCAACGACAUCUUCAUCCCUCCCACCAACCUCAUCAUCACCCACGUCAGGUUUGCCUUCCUCUUCCUGAAGAACGAACCGGCCGUGCACAAAAUCGACUUGGAGACGUUCCACCGAGUGAAAACCAUCAGCCUGAAAAACUACAGCUGCAUCCCCCAGAGCAUGGCCUACACCCACAUGAGCGGCUUCUACUUCAUCCAGUGUCAGAACCUCCACAAGACUUUCAAAACCCCGCCCCCUCAGCUCCUCGUCGACAGCGUUACGGACACUGUCAUCGGACCCAACCUCAACCUCUCGGGCCCGGCUUUCGUCUCGCCUGAUGGCCGCUUCAUCAUAACGCCGCAAACGCAGAAUUCUAAACUAACCGUCCAAACUGUUUCGUUCCAAGGAGAGCUGCAGCUGAACCAGGAAUUACACAACGCUUUGGCGAUUUCCGAUUUAGUUUUCCAGCCUUCGUUCACGGAGUCCAACCAGCAUCUAGUGGUGGCGACGUCAGGUACGGGAACGGAUUUGCUGUUUGGAGAUCUUUCGUCGGGAAGAGUAGAGGUGUUAAAAAGUCUAAAACAUCCGAUACCGCUCGAGGACUGGCCGUGGGGCGGGCCGAAUCGCGUCGUCGUUUCGAGCGGACCGUUUGGACAAUACCUGGUCACGCCUUCUUCGGAAUCGCUUUUCGUUCUCAAUGGGAAGCAAAGAACGCCGCACUGCGAAGUUUCGGACAUUAAAAGAGGGAACACAGUAGUUUGGGUCGGAGAGGUAUGA